AUGGAGAGUGGUGGCUCAAUGAAAAGAACAACCAGCAAUGAAUAUGAAUCACCUUUUACUCCUCUUGAUCCAAAAAGGCCGAGAGUUGUUUCGGAUGUUCCUCGUGGUUUUCGGCCUAUAAAUCUAGAUGUUCCUCCUGGUUUUCUGCCUAUACAGAUUUCCAAUUUGGAUGAGCCAGUUUGUAACAGAAGAACCAAUGCCAAACGUGACAAUCAACAUAUUGAUGAGCCUUACGUAUCCGACAUCUCCGAAUAUCUUUGCAUGAUGGAGAUCGAGGACAAACGAAAACCGGCUAUUGAUUACAUUGAAAAAGUUCAGAGAUGCAUGACUACAAACAUGAGAGGAAAAUUGGUUGAUUGGUUAGUUCAGGUUGCAGAUACAUACAAACUUCUCCCAGAAACUCUUCAUCUAGCUGUUUCCUAUAUUGACAGAUUCCUAUCUAUUCAAUCUCUCAAUAAAUCCAAGCUUCAGUUGCUUGGUAUUUCAGCUAUGCUCAUUGCGUCCAAGUAUGAAGAAGUCAAUCCAACAAGAGCGGUAGAAUUCUGCCAAAUUACUACCUAUGAGCUGCAUGAGGUUUUAGAAAUGGAAGCUCGCAUACUCAAGUCCCUAAAUUAUGAAAUGGGAAACCCUAAUGUCAUCACAUUUUUAAGGACGUUUGCUGUGAUUGCUUGUGAGAAUCAAACGACUUCCCAUUCACAGUUUAAAUAUUUGUGCAACUAUCUUGCCGAUUUGAGCCUGCUUGACUACGAGUGUCUACAAUUCAAACCUUCUACAUUGGCUGCCAUCUUAUUUCGAUGUACACUUUGUCCCCUCCAUGAAUCUUUGGGUUAUGGAUCUGAUGAUUUGGAAGAUUGUGCUACCAUUCUACAUGAGUUGUAUUUGUCAAGAAGGGCAGCAUCCUUGAAAACUGUUCGCAAUAAAUACAAGCUGCGCAAGCAAACUUGCCUUCCCCCACCUGAGCUGCAAGAAAGUUACUUUGAAGAUGUUCAUGCCUCUUACAAGUGCAAUACAGACGUGAACAUUGCGACAGACGAUGAGUGGGAUUGA
Messenger RNA from Vicia villosa (hairy vetch), 1047 nucleotides. Its product is annotated as G2/mitotic-specific cyclin C13-1-like. Gene Ontology annotation, cellular component: cytoplasm; nucleus; cyclin-dependent protein kinase holoenzyme complex. Gene Ontology annotation, biological process: mitotic cell cycle phase transition; regulation of cyclin-dependent protein serine/threonine kinase activity. Lineage: Eukaryota; Viridiplantae; Streptophyta; Magnoliopsida; Fabales; Fabaceae. The record is from RefSeq and is a predicted model, not a curated record. Bases 1 to 1047 code for a protein of 348 amino acids. The transcript has 9 exons. Gene Ontology annotation, molecular function: cyclin-dependent protein serine/threonine kinase regulator activity.